Molecule: messenger RNA, 2053 nt
Organism: Trichobilharzia regenti
Lineage: Eukaryota; Metazoa; Platyhelminthes; Trematoda; Strigeidida; Schistosomatidae
Source: the annotation of a GenBank genome assembly
AUGUCUGGUUCUGAAUUAUUGGACGAUUAUCAUCACCUACCGACAUCAAGUCAUUCUUAUGUAAAUUUAAUGAAUGAUGAUCCAGACGGAGAGAAAUUACAAUUCAGUACAAAUUAUUCAUCUUUAUCUCGACUUAAAAAAAUCCACGAUGAUCACGUGAAAUCAUCUAAUGGAGAGAUAUACGUGAAUGGAGAUGGUGCGACUUCCGACAAUGAUAACAAAAAUAAAACUCCUACUGGUGGUGGUAGUUCGCGUAAAAAUUCUUUAAAAAGACAAAAUUCUUCAAAUAGUGUUUACUAUAAUGUAUGGGAGUCUGAAGAUGGCUCUAAAGUUCCUCAAAAUGCAAUUACUACUACUACUACUACUACUAAUACCGAUGGUAACUUAAAGCGAAAUAAUGAAAUAUCAACAAAUACACGAAUUUAUCGUAGAAGUCGUGCAUUACCUGGCAAUAUACUUCUUACAUCUGAUCAAGGUUUACCGAUGGCGACAACAGUCACAACCACAUCGACGACAAGUUCAACAACAACUACUGCUGCUGCUGCUACAACACUUCCUGCUACUUCGUCAACUGUUCAUAUACCUACUUCACUUACAAAUUCCACUUAUAAUACGAAUGUAUUAUCUGAAUUAAGUCCUGAAUUACCAUUACCAGUUCGUGUGAAACGAUCUCAGAUGUCGUUGGAUAGUACUAGCAGCAGUAGUAGUAGUUGUAGUGGUGGCGAUAAUGACGAAAGUACCAGUUUGCAGGAUGCUACAAUCAACGGAAAUAACAAUCUAUCAAGAGAAGAAAAUAAAGAGAAUAGAAUUCACGGCGUCGUGGAUAAUCACCAUCAUCAUCGAGUUAAUGAUGACACUGGUAAAUUGUCUACAGAUUAUCAUCGGUCGACUGGUGGUGUUGGUGUUACUAAUCCUCCGCCUACUGUCGGCACAAUGGCAGUAACAACGCCCACUACAAGUACUACUACAACACCAACAACUAUCUCUGGAAAACUUCAGUCCAAUCUUGGCAUUGGAAAAUCGAGUGGAUCCGUUCAAAAAAUCUCUCAACUAAAUUAUAUUGAACCGUUCAAUUUAGAUUUACGUACUUCUCAGUCAACUGUUGAACGUGUUAAUAAUCCUAUAACCACAACGUCAUCAACAUCAUCAUCACUAUCAGAAACAAUCACUACAAUAUCGUCAACACCGCCGGCAACAGGAACACCGAUGACAACAGGCUCCACAACGUCAGUAUCUACAGCCAUAAAAACAAUACGUCUGAUUAAAAAACCCUCUAUAACCUCGACGACGUCUACAAUGAUGAGUUCAGUCAGUAGUAACAGUUCAUCAGCAGCUUUUACAACAAAUCCAAUCGAAACUCCUUCGCAUCAUCAUCAUCAAUCCAGUGUAAUAAGUCGUCUACAACAUUUAAUCAAUACGUCAUCUACUACACCAAAGUGUCCGCCUCCGCUUCCUAGCGCUAAUACUAUCCUACCUCAGUGUGAUUCACCACUACCUCAUACUACUAACACUUUUAGUAAUAGUAGUAUAAUUCAUACAACAACAACUAGUACUAUUACUACUAAUGCUGGAGAAGAUGAUGAGCAUAUUGAAUAUCGUGAAAUUGAUCCAAUCAGUACAAAUGCCUUGGCUAUUGUCACAGAACGAUUUGGAUAGUGUGAGUGUGCGUGUGUGUGGGCGUGUGCAUGUGCAUGUGUCCCGGUGGGCGUUUGUGGUGUGUAUACACACUGUAUUUAUAAUAAUGCAUAUUGUGUUCGUUUAUAUAAUUGUACCCCCGUUGCCUCUCUCUCUCUGUCUCUUUCUCUCCCUCACUCGCUGGUCUUGUCUUUUGUAAUGACCCCACUAUUCAACAGGAAAAAACGUUGAAUAAGUCACGGUGUUAUUUUACAUUCCUUUAACAUAACGAUUAUGAUGACGAUAAAUGCCAAGAACUCUUAAUAUGUACUAAUGAUUAGAUUGACGAUAAUAUGACUAUUAUUACUAUCAGUAUUAUUGUUAUUAUUAUUUUGUACAUCUAUUUUAUGAUUAUGAAGAAAUAAAUAUUCUUUCGUAU